Molecule: messenger RNA, 1044 nt
Organism: Capronia coronata CBS 617.96
Lineage: Eukaryota; Fungi; Ascomycota; Eurotiomycetes; Chaetothyriales; Herpotrichiellaceae
Exons: 1
Coding region: 1-1044 (347 amino acids)
Molecular function (GO): protein-folding chaperone binding
Source: RefSeq, a predicted model, not a curated record
AUGAGCGCCUACGGCAAUUACGCUACCUCUGGUGGUGGUCGGAGUGGGGGCUCCCCUUAUACCAGCAACCUGGUCGAUCCGUAUGCCCGCAACCUCUCCAACCACUUCGAAUAUAUUGAUGCCGACCACGGAAUGCUGCAAGACACGCCACGCUCUUCGGCAGCAAAGUUUCAUGGCGACGGUGAUGACCCGGAUGCUCCCGAUGUCAUUCGUGUGCGCUAUAUGGCCACGCUCCUCCCCAUCGAAUUCCCCCCGUAUUCCAUCAGUGAAGGAAGAGCAUUUGUCGGCCAAUUGAGAGAUACCGUCGCACAGUGGCUUCAGACGGACCCCAGAAGAGUGCGGUUGGUUUACAAGAAGCGCGAUCUGAAACACGAUUCCUGGCCAUUGAAAAAAUACAACAUCAAGCAGAAUAGUGAAGUUGCGGCCAUCAAGACAGAAAGUGUUCUGGAUUACAGCGACAGGGAGGGUCAUUCGUCCAGUGGAGAAGAUAGCGUGGCGGCCUCAACCCAGAAUCCUCGUCGACGGCCUCGAGCCUUGUCAUCCAUCAGACACCGGAGCAGCGAGCAAAUGUCGCAGCCCAGAACCCCAAACGGCUCACAUUUUCUUUCGCCUAACGGCCAUGUACCUUCAGGAACAGCAUCGGAACGGCAGUCUCGUGGCAGCUCGAGGCCGGAACCGGACGACCGUGCUUAUCGACGAGAACCAUCGCGGACUCGAGGGACUUCGCCUAACCCGGGCUCCACGUCGGCACCAUCAACUCGUGCAGCAGACCCUAACACCCCCUUGGGAAAACUCCAGACACUGUCCGAUGUCUUCCACGAAGAUUGGCUUCCUCUCUGCCGCAAAUUCGUCUCCAAUCCGCCCUCCGAUCUUCAGGCGAGAGAGAAAGAGCACCGAAAGCUGAGCGAAAGUGUUAUGCAACAUGUUCUUCUCAAAGCCGAUGCCAUUGACGUGGACACUCCUGAGGCUCGCGCUUUCAGAAAGAAGCUGGUCAAUGAGGUUUACGAAACUAUGAAAUCCAUUGAUGGCGUGAACAAAAGAUGA